UGGCCUCCUUCCUUCCUUCGCCUUUGCUUCUCCGUUGAGACUGUUCCUCUUCCCUCCGCCCCCAUGUCCGGCCAUGACGGCUGCUGCUGCUAGCUGCCUCGCCCCGGUCUCUAGCCCUCCCUUCUCCCUUCCUCCCUGCGCGCUGCACGGCUGCUGCCAGCUCUAGAUAGAUAGACAGCUGUGGCCAUCUGCUCCUGCCGCUGAUCGACUGCACAGCAGCACAGAGGAGUGGAGAGAGAGAAAGCAAGAAGCCAGCAGGAGAGAGGAGAGAGAGGGAGGAGUGAUAGAGGAGAGAAAGAAAGAAUCUGCAAUUGCUUUCCAGUCAUUGAGCACCCAGUUUCCCCCCUCGUUUUGUCCCCUGCGCCUCCUUGAUUCCUGUGUUGCUUGCUGUUCCUCGUUAUUCCCUGGGAGCUGCCUGCCUCGAUCUGCCUGGCCUCCUGGGAGCGAGCCCUCGUCUCAUCACAUACCCCCUUGUCCGGCCGGCGGCUUGCCCCCAUCCCCCAUCCUCCUCCAUUCUCGAUGAAUUAUUGCUACUCGCUCGCUUCUCCAGUUUCAGAAGAAGCAUAGAAUCCAUGGCUAGAUAGCGUUAUAUAUAUACAAGUGCAAGGGCAAGAUCAGGCAAAGCUAGCCCCAUUCAGCUUGGGUUCUGCUCACUUAUGUGUUCAUCACCACCGCCACCACCAGACAGGAUCAAGCGGAAGCCGCGGAUCAGGAGAGCAGCAGCAUGUCCAGCUCCAACCUCACCUCCUCCGCCUCCGGCGGGCCCAACGCGCCGCCGGCUGCCGGCAACAAGCGCAAGCGGAGCCUCCCAGGAAACCCCGACCCCGACGCGGAGGUGGUGGCGCUGUCGCCGGCGACGCUGAUGGCGACGAACCGGUUCGUGUGCGAGAUCUGCGGCAAGGGGUUCCAGCGGGACCAGAACCUGCAGCUGCACCGGCGCGGCCACAACCUGCCGUGGAAGCUCAAGCAGCGGGGCACCGGCAAGGAGGCGCAGCGGAAGAAGGUGUACGUGUGCCCGGAGGCCUCCUGCGUCCACCACGACCCCGCCCGCGCGCUCGGCGACCUCACCGGCAUCAAGAAGCACUUCUUCCGCAAGCACGGCGAGAAGAAGUGGAAGUGCGACAAGUGCUCCAAGAAGUACGCCGUCCACUCCGACUGGAAGGCGCACUCCAAGAUCUGCGGCACCAGGGAGUACAAGUGCGACUGUGGCACCAUCUUCUCCAGGCGGGACAGCUUCAUCACGCACCGCGCCUUCUGCGACGCGCUCACCGAGGAGAGUGCCAAGGCCAUCGGCCUCGGCGCCAUGGCAGCCGCCGCGCCGGCGCACCACCACCCGCUGCUCUACUCCCCUCCGCCGCCGGUGAUGCAGCACCAGGUCCAGGACCUCGCCGCGCUCCAGGAGAACCAUCACCACCACCAGGAGGUCAUGCAGCCGCCGCCAGCGCAGCAGCAGCAUCACUGCAACUACGCCAUGAAGACGGAGAUGCCGCCGUGGCCGUCGAUGGCAUACGACCACCACGCCCACCCGCUGCUGCAGCCGCUCUGCAACGCCGCCGCCGCAGCCGCGCAGAGCUCGGCCACGUCCGCGCCGCCGCCGCCGCCGCCGCCCGCCGCGUCGGCGCACCUGUCGGCCACGGCGCUGCUGCAGAAGGCGGCGCAGAUGGGCGCCACCAUCGGUGGAGCGGGCGCGGGCGCGCACUACACCCAGAUGGCGGGCCCCGCGGCGAGCGCGCCCGGCAGCGCCACCUUCGGGCUCGGCCUCCCUGGCCUGAGCGCGCAGCAGCAGCCGGUGGACGGCGUCAUGGGCAGCCUCGCGAGAACCGCCUCCCACGGCCGCAGCGGCGAGGACGGCGGCGGCGGCGGCGGGGGAGGCGACGGCAUGACGAGGGACUUCCUUGGCCUACGCGCCUUCUCCCACGGCGACAUCCUCGGCCUCGCCGGCUUCGAUUCCUCGUGCCUGGGCGCCGUCGCCGCCAACGCCAACAUGACCUGCUACGAGCCGCAGCAACAGGCGCAGGCGCAGGCGCAGCAGCAGCAGCAAAGCAGCAACGAGCCAUGGCACGGCAUGGGCAGCCAUAGCUAAGCUCCCUCACUAGCUUAGGCUACCAUGCCAGCAAGCUGCUUUCUUCUUCCUCUCACCAGUCGUCAUCAGUCACCAUCCUCUCGUUUCUGAUUGCAGCUGCAGUGCAGAGCCGUAAGCUUAGUUAGGGCCAGCGCACCAUGCCUUUUGAGUCGGGUAAGAUCAUCUUUUGCUUCUGUUCACGGUGUCAUCUCAUGAUCUUGCAACUUGAUCAUGCAAUGCAAGCGAUGAUCAACCUUCCAUACUCUGGAUGGACGACGACAUGCAGCACAGCAGCACGCAGGGAAUCUGUAAUUCUUUUGGGUUUUUUGGGGUGGUUGGGGAGAAGAGAUCGAUGAUCAACUGUAAACUAAGCUCGAAUCAAGGGAAAACCAUAGCUAUGUGACAGUAAUAAUACAUGCAUCCAUCUCCCA
Messenger RNA from Panicum hallii, 2493 nucleotides. Its product is annotated as protein indeterminate-domain 7-like. NCBI's taxonomy places the organism in Eukaryota, Viridiplantae, Streptophyta, Magnoliopsida, Poales, Poaceae. Gene Ontology annotation, cellular component: nucleus. The transcript has 3 exons. The record is from RefSeq and is a predicted model, not a curated record. Gene Ontology annotation, molecular function: DNA-binding transcription factor activity. Bases 725 to 2083 code for a protein of 452 amino acids.